CUCGGUGAUCACAACAAGGGUACAGCCUAAUUUAGACAAACACAGACUCUAGUCUUAUAUACGAUGUCAUACGGAUCUUCUGCUGCCUCUAGACUUGCAAACAAGGUCGUGUUGAUCACCGGAGCCUCCGCUGGUAUCGGGGAAGCGACGGCCCAGGAAUUUGCCGAAGCCGCUAAGGGCCAAGUCAAAUUAAUCUUGACGGCCAGAAGAAAGGAUAAGUUGGACGCCUUGAAGGACGAAUUGACGAAACAGUAUCCAAACAUCCAGGUCUUGACGGUGGAAUUGGACGUUAGUGAGAUCUCCACCAUUGUCCCGUUUGUGGAGAAAUUGCCUGCCGAGUUUAAGGAAAUCGAUAUCUUGGUCAACAAUGCGGGUAAAGCGCAAGGUGUGGACAGAGUUGGCGAUAUUGCAAUGGAAGAUAUUGAGGUUAUGAUUAACACCAACGUCUUGGGGCUCUUUACGUUAACGCAAGCCGUGGUGCCAGGGAUGCAGCAACGAAACCGGGGUGAUAUCGUCAACUUGGGUUCUAUCGCCGGUAGAGAUCCGUAUCCCGGCGGAGGUAUCUACUGUGCCUCUAAGGCUGCGAUCAGAUCCUUUAGCCACUCGUUGAGAAAGGAGUUGAUUAACACGAGGAUCAGAGUUUUGGAAAUCGAUCCGGGCAACGUCGAGACGGACUUUUCCAUCAAUAGAUUUGGGGGCGACAUCUCCAAGGCUAAGCUGGUAUAUGCUGGGACAGAGCCUUUAGUUGCGGUCGAUGUUGCCGAACUCGUCUUGUUUGCUUGCACCAGAAAAGAAAACACCGAGAUUGCUGAGCAGUUAGUGUUUUCCACUAACCAAGCAAGCGCUUUCCACUUGUUCAAGCAGCAGAUUUAAAAGAGGCAAGCAGAGCCUAUAUAUUUAUAGGCAGGCAGAGCCUAUAUAUUCGUAGGAAAGCAGAGCUUAUAUGUUCAUAGACAACCUUAUCUCUAUAAAAUGUAUUAAGAUCUAUAAUAACCCUACAGGUUUCAUGCAUACAAGUCCUGCUACGCUGAACCGGACUAGUGGACUCCCCCAUUAUUCCUCAAGAAUCUUCUUUACCAAGCCGUUAAACUCCUCUGGAUUGUCCAUGUACAAGUUGUGGCCGGCCUUGCUGACCUUGUAGAACUCAUUCUUACCUCCACCGUUCAUAGUGUUGAUUUCGUUCGCAAUCAUCGCACCGGCCUCACCAUUCAUCCAGUCGAACUCACCGUAGAUCCAGUAGAUGUUGCUGAUUUUGGCCAUCUUGUCCAAUCUCCCAAACAACGGGUUUUUAGCCAUCACCGCCCCGUUCA
Molecule: messenger RNA, 1310 nt
Organism: Babjeviella inositovora NRRL Y-12698
Lineage: Eukaryota; Fungi; Ascomycota; Pichiomycetes; Serinales
Exons: 1
Coding region: 64-873 (269 amino acids)
Cellular component (GO): cytosol
Molecular function (GO): oxidoreductase activity
Source: RefSeq, a predicted model, not a curated record